Paraphaeosphaeria sporulosa is the source of this 1656-nucleotide messenger RNA. RefSeq names its product ARM repeat-containing protein. The coding region runs from base 1 to 1656 and encodes 551 amino acids. The record is from RefSeq and is a predicted model, not a curated record. Gene Ontology annotation, cellular component: nucleus; cytoplasm; nucleoplasm. The transcript is spliced from 3 exons. Gene Ontology annotation, biological process: NLS-bearing protein import into nucleus. NCBI's taxonomy places the organism in Eukaryota, Fungi, Ascomycota, Dothideomycetes, Pleosporales, Didymosphaeriaceae. Gene Ontology annotation, molecular function: protein binding; nuclear import signal receptor activity.
AUGGCCGACAAAUACAUCCCCGAGCACCGUCGCACGACGUUCAAGGCCAAGAGCGCUUUCAAGCCUGACGAGCUCCGCCGCCGCCGCGAGGAGCAGCAGGUCGAGAUCCGCAAGGCGAAGCGUGAAGAGAACCUCGCAAAGCGACGAGGUAUCGCCGGCCGCGACCAGCCCGGCGCUUCGCUCGGCGCCGCCCCCGACAGCGACGAUGAGGGCACCAAUAUCGAGGGCCAGUUGAACGAGGAGCUGCCGCAGAUGGUUAAGGGUGUCUUCUCCGAGCAGAUUGACGAGCAAAUCCAAGCCACCACCAAGUUCCGGAAGCUUCUGUCCAAGGAGCGCAACCCUCCCAUCGAGCGGGUCAUUGAGACCGGCGUCGUGAGCCGGUUCGUCGAGUUUCUCCGGUCGCCGCACACCCUCGUCCAGUUUGAGGCAGCAUGGGCACUCACCAACAUUGCCUCUGGUUCUGCCCAGCAGACGCAGGUUGUCAUCGAGGCCGGCGCCGUUCCUAUCUUCGUCGAGCUUCUCAGCAGCCAUGAGCCGGAUGUUCGAGAGCAGGCUGUUUGGGCGCUUGGAAACAUCGCCGGUGACAGCCCCCCUUGCCGUGACUUUGUCCUCCAGGCUGGCGCUCUCCGCCCGCUUAUCAACCUCCUCGGUGACAGCCGCAAGCUUAGCAUGCUGAGGAACGCUACGUGGACGCUAAGCAACUUCUGCCGUGGAAAGACGCCCCAGCCCGACUGGCAGACCAUCGCUCCCGCGCUUCCCGUUCUUGCUAAGUUGGUCUACUCUCUCGAUGAUGAGGUCCUCAUCGACGCGUGCUGGGCUAUCUCAUACCUUUCCGAUGGCGCAAACGACAAGAUCCAGGCUGUCAUCGAGGCUGGCAUUCCCCGUCGUCUUGUAGAGCUGCUGAUGCACGCCUCUACCUCCGUGCAAACCCCCGCGCUCCGAUCUGUCGGUAACAUUGUCACUGGCGACGACGUGCAGACUCAAGUCAUCAUCAACUGCGGCGCACUUCCUGCCCUUUUGUCUCUCCUCAGCUCCACUAAGGAUGGUAUCCGGAAAGAGGCUUGCUGGACUAUCUCUAACAUCACCGCUGGAAAUUCGACUCAGAUCCAGGCGGUCAUUGACGCAAACAUCAUCAAGCCGCUCAUACAUCUCCUCCAGAACGGCGACUUCAAGACCCGCAAGGAGGCUUGCUGGGCUAUCUCCAACGCCACAUCCGGCGGUCUCCAAAGGCCCGCUCAAAUUCGCUUCCUCGUUGAGAUGGGCUGCAUCAAGCCGUUGUGCGACCUGCUCGCAUGCCCUGACAACAAGAUUAUCCAGGUGGCUCUCGAUGGCCUUGAGAACAUCUUAAAGGUCGGUGAGAUGGACAAGGAGUCUGGCAACGAAGCUGGCGAGCCGAUCAAUCGUUAUGCUCUCUUCAUCGAAGAAGUCGGCGGUAUGGAGAAGAUUCACGACUGCCAGAACAACGCCAACGAGGAGAUCUACAUGAAGGCGUACAACAUCAUCGAAAAGUACUUUUCCGAUGAAGACGGCGACGCUGAAAACAUGGAGGGUGCCGGUCCCCAGGUCACCCAGGACGGUCACUUCGGUUUCGGGCAGCCGCAAGCACAGCAGCAGCAGAACUUCAACUUCGCCAACGGCGGUGACAUGGAGAUGUGA